Messenger RNA from Vanessa atalanta (red admiral), 1341 nucleotides. RefSeq names its product tubulin alpha chain-like. The transcript has 5 exons. Gene Ontology annotation, cellular component: cytoplasm; microtubule. NCBI's taxonomy places the organism in Eukaryota, Metazoa, Arthropoda, Insecta, Lepidoptera, Nymphalidae. Gene Ontology annotation, molecular function: structural constituent of cytoskeleton; GTP binding. Gene Ontology annotation, biological process: microtubule cytoskeleton organization; mitotic cell cycle. Bases 11 to 1315 code for a protein of 434 amino acids. The record is from RefSeq and is a predicted model, not a curated record.
UACUAGAGUAAUGGCAAUUAAAGAAGUAAUACACAUUCAUAUUGGUCAAGCUGGAGUUCAAGUUGGAAACGCUUGCUGGGAAUUAUAUUGUCUGGAACAUGGCAUUAGGCCUGACGGUAUACUAGCGCACUCCAAUGAUAUAAGUUCCGGAGCAUUUUUUAAUCAAACUGGCAGUGGUAAAGUUGUUCCAAGAGUUGUCAUGGUUGAUUUGGAACCUACACCAAUAGAUGAAAUAAGAACGGGAACAUAUCGCAGACUUUUUCACCCUACAUCCUUAAUUACCGGUAAAGAAGACGCAGCUAGUAAUUUUGCAAGAGGUUAUUUCAGCAUUGGAAGAGAAAUGAUUGAUUUAGCAUUAAACAGAAUUCGAUUAGUAGCUGAAGAAUGUAAUUGCUUGCAAGGCUUCAUAAUAUUUAGAUCUUUUGGAGGUGGAACUGGAUCGGGUUUUACAGCACUUUUACUGGAUGGACUGACAAGGGAUUACAAAAAACUCUCGAAAAUAGAAUUCGCAAUCUAUCCAGCUCCUAAGAUAUCGCCAAUUAUUGUAGAACCAUAUAAUGCUGUUUUCACAACGCAUGCAUGUAUGGAUACAGAAGAUGUGUGCUUUAUUUUUGACAAUGAAGCAUUGUAUGACAUUUUAGCCCGUCUUUUAGACGUUCCUCGUCCUACUUACACAAAUUUAAACAGACUUAUUGCCCAGGUAGUAUCCUGUAUGACGACGUCAUUGAGAUUUGAAGGUUCUUUAAAUGUGGAAUUGGUAGAAUUCAGAACAAAUUUAAUACCUUAUCCAAGAAUCCAUUAUCCUUUAGUUACAUUCGCCCCGUUCGUUCCGCCGUCUAGAUCGAUGCACGAAACUAUGACCACACAACAGUUGAUGAUGUCCUGUUUCGAACCUUCCAAUCAGAUGAUCAAAUGUGACCCGAGAAAUGGAAGCUACAUGUCGUGUUGUUUAUUAUUCAGAGGAGAUAUUAAUCCGAAUGAUAUCAAUUCAACUAUUACUUACAUAAAAAGUUUACGCACUAUAAGAUUUGUACCUUGGUCACCAACAGGAUUUAAGAUUGGUGUAAAUUUUCAACCACCAACAACUGUCCCUGGUGGUGAUUUAGCUGCGAUGCAAAGAGCAGUUGUAAUGGUAUCCAACUCAUCAGCUGUACGUGUCGCUUGGGAGCGUCUUUGUAAAAAAUUUUACUUAAUGUACGCAAAACGAGCUUUUGUUCAUCACUACGUUGGUGAAGGAUUAGAAGAAAGAGAAUUUAAAUAUGCAUUGCAAAACAUCAAAGCGCUUUCAAAUGAUUACAGAGAAUUGGAAACUUAAACAUAAUAUUAUAUUAACUUCGUAAA